AAAAAGUGGUCGUUAGGGUUUAACCCUUUCAAACGACGUCGCUGCGCCUCACGGAGUAAAGUCCGGGCAAAGUUUCCCCGCCCUGCUUCCUUCCUUCCCCAGCUCCAAGUCUCCAGACUCUCCAUUGCAAUACAAUUCUUCAACUUAUCGAACACUUUCUCUUCGUUUCUCGGGAAAAUACUUCAAUUUUCUGAUUGCAAUGAACGAAUACAUCGGUGAUGAAACAAACAAUGCACAAGAACAAAAGGAACAUGAAAUAGAAGACCCCGAGCUGUGUAGACUUCUUGUACCAAAAGCAGAAGAUCUGCCUCUCAUCCCUCCCUCUUCUGUUGAAUCCAACUUUGUCUCUUAUUUCGCUCCAGAUUUUAUGAAGCCAGGACAUGACCAGUACAUUUAUCGCCAUGCCAAUGGAUUGUGUGUGAUUGGCUUGGCUCCAACACAUGUGGCUCUUAAGGAAGAAGGGGGUAUCACAGCUGUUGAUUUCAAUGUUGGGAAAUCUGAUCGUAGUGGGAUAAAGGUUACUGGAAAACGCAAGAAGAAUGCACAACACUUGGAGUCCAACUCAGCCUUGUGUAAAGUUUGCACCAAUGAUGCUACUUAUAUUGUGAGGUGUUGCGUAAAAGGUUCACUAUUGGAAGUGAAUGAUAGAUUAAUCAAGCAGCCAGAUUUGCUUAAUUCAGCAGCAGAUAGAGAAGGAUAUAUUGCCAUUAUCAUGCCAAAGCCAGCAGAUUGGCUCAAAGUCAAGGAUUCGCUGUUAAGCCUUGAAGAUUACAAAAAGCUGAGGGAAGUUUCAUGACUUGUCAUAAAGUUGGCAAAUUCCCCUCUUUUAUCACCGAUCCUGGAUGAAAAAGAGAGAACAUUGAAAUCUGCUGUCUAUCAUGGUGCAUACGAGAUUACCCAUCACUUACUCCUUGCUUGUGGGUGUCACAGCUUUGAUAUCUUGUGGCUUUUGGCAGUUUCAACGCAUACGAUUGGUACAUUUUCUCCCCUGCUUCCGUAUCAUGUAUACCAUUAAAGUUAUAUUAUUUCUGAAAAUAAUGAUGGUUUUAAUAAAGAAAAUUGCAGUA
Malus domestica (apple) is the source of this 1067-nucleotide messenger RNA. RefSeq lists its product as uncharacterized. Gene Ontology annotation, cellular component: nucleus. The record is from RefSeq and is a predicted model, not a curated record. Lineage: Eukaryota; Viridiplantae; Streptophyta; Magnoliopsida; Rosales; Rosaceae.